AGGUGUUUUGGGAGAAAUCUUGAAUACACGCGGAGAACAUUAAAGCGAACACGUUACCUGAAAAACAUACAGAGUACCAAGAAGUAGAUUCUUGAUAUCCACCCUGUAACUUGCGUGGACUUUUAUUUAUCUUUUAAACUUAUUAAUAUUACAAUGAAUGGGCACAGUGAUGAAGAAAGCCUAAGAAACAGUAGUGGAGAGUCAAGCCGAUCAGAUGAUGAUUCCGGGUCAGCAUCGGGUUCUGGAUCUGGUUCAAGCUCUGGAAGCAGUAGUGACGAAAGCAGCAGCCGGUCAGGCAGCAGUGACUCUGACUCUGGUUCAGAGUCAGGCACUCAGUCAGAAUCAGAGUCUGACACAUCUAGAAAGAAGAAACAAAUUCAAGCUAAACCACCAAAAAUUGACGGAUCUGAGUUUUGGAAGACUAGUCCAAGUAUACUUUCUGUGCAAAGAUCAGCAGUGCUGAAGAAGCACCAGCAACAACAAAAGGCAGCCUCAUCAGACAGUGGUUCAGAAGAGGAUUCAUCAAAUAGUGAAGAUUCUGCAGAUGACUCAUCCAGUGAAACCAAGAAGAAAAAACAUAAAGAUGAAGACUGGCAAAUGUCGGGAUCAGGGUCAGUAUCAGGAACAGGUUCUGAUUCCGAAUCAGAGGAAGAUAGGGAGAAAAGCAGUUGUGAAGAUAGUGAAUCUGACUAUGAGCCAAAAAACAAGGUCAAAAGCCGGAAACCUCCAAGCAGAAUUAAGCCAAAAAGUGGGAAAAAGAGUGCGGGACUGAAAAAGAGGCAACUUGAUUCAUCAGAGGAUGAGGAUGAGGAAGAGGAGGAGGAUGAUGAUUAUGAUAAGAGAGGAUCUCGUCGCCAGGCAACAGUCAACAUUAGUUACAAAGAAGCUGAAGAAACCAAGACAGAUUCUGAUGAUCUGCUGGAAGUUUGUGGAGAAGAUGUCCCACAAACUGAAGAAGAUGAAUUUGAAACUAUAGAGAAGUUCAUGGAUAGUCGAGUUGGUCGAAAAGGAGCCACAGGUGCCACAACCACCAUCUAUGCAGUUGAGGCAGAUGGUGACCCAAAUGCUGGGUUUGAAAAGUCAAAGGAGCCAGGAGAAAUACAGUAUCUUAUUAAAUGGAAAGGUUGGUCACACAUCCAUAACACUUGGGAAACUGAGGAAACAUUGAAGCAACAAAAUGUUAAAGGAAUGAAGAAACUGGACAACUAUAAGAAAAAGGAUCAGGAAACAAACCGAUGGCUGAAAAAUGCUUCUCCAGAAGAUGUGGAAUAUUACAACUGCCAGCAGGAGCUUACAGAUGACCUACAUAAACAAUACCAGAUAGUGGAAAGAAUAAUCGCUCAUUCAAAUCAGAAAUCAGCGGCUGGUUAUCCAGACUACUAUUGUAAAUGGCAGGGUCUGCCUUAUUCAGAAUGUAGCUGGGAAGAUGGUGCUCUCAUUGCCAAAAAGUUUCAGGCAUGCAUUGAUGAGUACUUUAGCAGAAAUCAAUCCAAAACCACUCCCUUUAAGGACUGCAAGGUUCUAAAACAGAGACCAAGAUUUGUUGCACUGAAGAAGCAACCGUCUUACAUUGGGGGACAUGAAAAUUUAGAGUUAAGAGAUUAUCAGUUAAGUGGAUUGAAUUGGCUUGCUCACUCAUGGUGCAAAGGGAAUAGCUGUAUUCUUGCAGAUGAAAUGGGUCUCGGUAAAACAAUACAAACAAUUUCUUUUCUGAACUACCUAUUUCACGAACAUCAAUUGUAUGGGCCUUUCUUGCUGGUCGUGCCACUUUCUACCUUGACAUCUUGGCAAAGAGAGAUUCAAACUUGGGCUCCUCAGAUGAAUGCUGUAGUGUACUUAGGAGAUAUAACUAGCAGAAAUAUGAUAAGAACUCAUGAAUGGAUGCAUCCACAGACCAAACGAUUGAAGUUUAACAUACUUCUAACAACAUAUGAAAUUUUGCUGAAGGAUAAGUCAUUCCUUGGUGGUCUGAAUUGGGCGUUCAUAGGAGUUGAUGAAGCUCAUCGUUUAAAAAAUGAUGACUCUCUUCUGUACAAGACUUUAAUAGACUUUAAGUCUAACCAUCGCCUUCUGAUCACUGGAACCCCUCUGCAAAACUCCCUUAAAGAGCUUUGGUCUUUGUUGCACUUCAUCAUGCCGGAAAAGUUUUCCUCCUGGGAAGAUUUUGAAGAGGAGCAUGGCAAAGGGAGAGAGUAUGGUUAUGCAAGUCUCCACAAAGAACUUGAACCAUUUCUUCUGAGGAGAGUUAAAAAAGAUGUAGAAAAGUCUUUACCUGCUAAAGUUGAGCAAAUUCUGAGGAUGGAAAUGAGUGCAUUGCAGAAGCAGUAUUACAAGUAA
Molecule: messenger RNA, 2337 nt
Organism: Leptosomus discolor (cuckoo roller)
Lineage: Eukaryota; Metazoa; Chordata; Aves; Leptosomiformes; Leptosomidae
Source: RefSeq, a predicted model, not a curated record